AUGCCCCCUCUCGCACCCGUUUCCAGCGGUUCGUUUUCGUACGCCGUGGACAGCUUCUACGUCGAGUCGUCCGGCCACCACGUCCACCACCGAGCCACAAUCCCAGAGCUCAAGACCCUCUUUGACACGGCCUCCGACGCAAACAGCAAAUCAGACCAUGUGGGUCAUUGGUAUGAAGCCCAGCUCCUUCAUUAUGGCCUGGCGCCAUCGAAGAACAAGGCCGUCGCCAAGAUGAGGUUGCAGGACGCCUUGCGUGGUGGGAGUCAUUCGGUCCCCAAGGAUAUCACCCAGGUCGAAACCGAGUUGAAAAAAAGUGGAAGAAGACGGAUAACCAAGGGCACCGCGGCCAAGAGAAAAAGAACCGACAAUGAAGAUACUGCAGAGCCAGCAAGCCAGGCGGCCAAGGGAGCUAAAAAGAUCAAACCGACUGCUUCGACUGCUGCGGUACCCAAGAAGUCCAAAGCCACGGCGGCGACGACCACUACCACCACUACUACAGCAACCACUAAGACUACCACAACUACAAAGACUACUGCCAAGGCCAAGGCCGCAUCUGAACCAGACAAUAAAAAGGCCACGGCACAGAAGAAAUCUGCUGCCGGCUCAGGAGCCCAGUCCACCAACACCAAGGCUGCUGAAUCUGCCCCUGCUACGGCCCGUAAACAGACUGCCAAACGCGGCGGUGCGGUUGCUGGAUCGAGGGUGAAGGCGACUCCGGCCGAACCUGCCAAUGACCCACCCAAGCAGACCAAACAGACAGCGCGUUGCUCUGGCCGAGGCCGAGGAGCAUCAAUGGUUGGCAGGCUCCUGGUAACUCAUCGGGGGUCUGAACAGUCCGAGGCCCAACCCAAUCCUCCCUCGUAUGAAUCCAUCUACGAACCGAAGUCUGGCCAGGACGGAUACUCUUCCUACGACAAUGCAGAUGGAUUGAUGGAUGUGGAUAGUCCGAGUGAAGAUGAUGGCUAUGGUCCCCAGGCUAAUUCAGACUCGGAACCCUCCAACCGAGGACCUCUUCGACUGCUAGGCCUGAUCAACGGGGACUAUCAGAUCUUCUCUCCCAAUUUUUCCGAUUUUUCUCACCAGUUCCCUGUCGACGAGUUCAAUCUCUCCCUCUGUCUAGCUGGGAACAAUGUAUGGGGUGCAUACGACUUUGGCAUGUUCCACGGGAUCAUGUGGUUUUCAGAGCGGCCAUGGGGCUCGUCCUACGAAAAGAUCCCUUUUGUGUGGCGUGGCUGGGAGCGCGGCGAAGGAGAGAUGAGCUUUGGGCCUAAGAACAAGGGCUGCAUCCGGUUUCUGGGUGGCGGAGACAUCGAGGGAGAAAUCAACUGCUACGGCAAUGCCAAGUUCUACGGCGAGCGCAUCAGUGGCCAGGAGACGCAACCGUUCCGUGAUGUCCGCAGUAUGCGGGAGGAGCGGAAGUAG
This is a messenger RNA of Penicillium alfredii, 1422 nucleotides long. RefSeq lists its product as uncharacterized. The record is from RefSeq and is a predicted model, not a curated record. The coding region runs from base 1 to 1422 and encodes 473 amino acids. NCBI's taxonomy places the organism in Eukaryota, Fungi, Ascomycota, Eurotiomycetes, Eurotiales, Aspergillaceae. The transcript is spliced from 4 exons.